Molecule: messenger RNA, 3153 nt
Organism: Saimiri boliviensis boliviensis (Bolivian squirrel monkey)
Lineage: Eukaryota; Metazoa; Chordata; Mammalia; Primates; Cebidae
Source: RefSeq, a predicted model, not a curated record
AGCUCAGCUGCCCUGACAGCAUCCCACAGAUUUCUGUCACUGAAGGCAUGGGGAGCCAGGAUUUUUUCCUUCUGGACCGGCCUUCCCCACCACGUGAUGUGGGCCAUCCUUGCAACUUGGAGCUAGGGCAGAAGUCUGUCCCCCUCUAUGUAGUCAAGAUGGAUGAAAGUUGAAGCUACCACGUGCAGACCAGGCUGAACAGCUGCUGACUGUAUACAUGCACUUGGGAAAACUCUUAUCCCAGUUCCUGCAGGGCCAGGGAGAUCCCUGUCUUGUUCUAGGGCAUGGCUUCCUGGGCCUGACCAGACCAGGUGGAAAGUUUAGGGAAGGACAUCUGGCCUCUUCUUGGUCAUUAAGCCUCAACUCCACAUACCUUGGGGAUCUGCUGCCCCCGGAGCCAGGCAUCCGAAACCCUACAGUCUGCCUCCGAGCCAAUGAUGCACUGGCCUUCCUGGUGACUCAUGAGCAUUACCCAGAGUAUGACCUGGGCCACUUCUAUAACACACUGGAGCAAUUUGACUGGGGGUACUUCCGGGCCCUGGCUGAGGAGUCCCAGCUCUAUGAGCAAAGCCUCAGCCUCUUUCCGCAGCAGUUCCAGCAGACAGGUGUUUACGUCUUUCGUCUGAGCAGCAACCGACAUCGGAAGAUGUAUCUCCGUGCCCUCCCGCCAGGGGGCCAGUGCUUUGGGGAAGGGCCCUUUGCCUCCACAGCUCCAAGGUAUCUCAUCCAGACUGGCAUCGCCAGGAUCCCCCGGCCCCUGAAGGGGUCUGGCUGGCCAGGACUCCUAGGGGAGAUGGUGCUGCUCCUGGGGCUUUGCCUGCUUCUAAUGAUUCAGUGUCACAGCCUGAGCUGGGCUCGGAAGACUGCUCCUCACCCUACCUUCAGGAGACAUCAGCAAGAAUACAACCUCGACGGCUACACCUCCCCAAGAACUGGAAUAAUGUCAAUGAGGAGAGGCCGAUCUCACCAAGACUCUGAUGCCCCCAGGGUUGAGGGGGGCCCUGAUGGGAGCUGGGAGGCCAAGGAGCAGGUGGACCUGGAAUGGUUUAACACAGAGGCCUUCUUUGGAAUCCUGCUCAGGCAGUCUCUGUCAGUGACAGCCAAACUCAGCCAGACCAAGGAAGAGCUCAAACUCCUCUACCUUAAACUUCUGCGCGAAGCCCAUUCUCUCCAGCAGCUGUGGGGAGCAAGGCGCUGCCUCCCAGCCUCCACUAGUCGGCUUCUGGGGAGCAUGCAGAGGGAGCAGCAGCAGGCUACUGAGGCAGCUGCCAGGGCAGCAGAGGAGGAGGCCAGGCGGAGGGGGCACCUGGCAGGCGAGUAUGCAGCCAGCCUUCGUCACCAACUGAAGCUCCUUCGCCAAGACCUCCACGAGAGGCAGGAGCAGUGGGCCUCUUUCUGCUCAGCACUGAUGGAGGCUCAGCAGCUGCUGAAAGCAUGGACAGGCUCCAGGCCAGAGAAGUCCUCUCCAGCUGGGCAGAACUCAGAAAGGGCGGUUCCCCAGCUGGACACCGUGCUGGGCCACCUGUCCCAGGUCAUGCUGCGGGAGGGCCACCGCCUGAAAGCCUGGGGCAUUCUGAGCACUGGCACUGGGGCAGAGCUGCUGCGGCCAGGAAUGAUGCGCUAUCCCGGGACAGAGCUGUGGGUCCCAGCCCUGUAUGGAAUGGAGAUCCCAGAUCCUGAGGGCUCGGGGCUCAUGGUGCCCAUCCUGGGCAUGGAGCAUGAUGAGAAUUUGGGUGAAGCCACACCCCUGGCAGGCUCAAUGGAAGAUGCCCACGGCAAAGGUCUUAUCCCAAUUUCAAUCGGGGCUCAAGCCAUAGACCCCUUGACUGGGGAGCCUGGUCCCGUCAUUGGAGCUCAAAGAGAUCCCUCUUCCAGAGUGGUGGUGCCCAUUGUCCAGGUGCUGGAGUCCUUACCUCGAGGAGUGAGAGACCCUGGUCUGCUGGACACCCUGGAGCAGGAGCUGAGGGCCCGGGAGCAGUACUGGCACCACCAGGAACAGGAGGAGAAGCUGCUACUGGAUCACCUGGGACACCUGAGCCAGGAGCUCCACUUCACUGCAGGCAAUGGCGUGGAGCAGCAGAUGAUUGCCUCAGGAACCCCUGUGUGUUUGGAGAAUUACCCUGGACACAUAUUCUAUGGAACAGUCACAGCUUCUGUCAGGGACCUGACUGCUGCCUGUCCCAUGUUGAUCCCUUUUCUGAAGCAACUCGCCACAGCACUAGUCGGAGCUCAAGGGCUGGAGGAUCAGAGGCCAGGAACAGAUACAGAUAAAGCUAACAUCAUCUGGGCUUCACCAUUCUUCUCCAUCCUGAAGAAAACAGACAUCUGGUCCCAAGCCCACAAAGAAGACACUGAACUGCAAAAACAAGUGUAUCACAAACGAGACCCAAAGAGCUCUUUACAGUAUCUUCUAAAACCUCAAACAGUGCAGAAGGAAGAGCUGAUAACUGUGCAACCCAUUGGCCUUUCUGCCAGGGAGUUUGUGGUUUACCAGUACGGCCUCUCCAUCCUGCACCUCCUCAUCCCCCAGCUUCAUGCUCCAGAAAUCACCCUGAAGAUUGCUUCUCAUCUUCCUGCCAUGGAAGCCCAAGGCAGUGCCUUCCAAGAUGGCUUCUUCUGUCAGAGUGCUGAGAACAUAUUGUUCGUUGGGAGAGAGUGCCUGGCCUCUGUGGGAAGCUUUGUUCUGCUGCUGAUCCGCUGCCUGGCCCACAUCACUGCUGGGGAACCCCACCAGGACUCCAACCCUGCCUUUCUGGGGUCAUUUUACAAGAGAGAAUAAAAGUGCUCCUUGGAGCCCUCGCCCACUACGUGCCCAGUCGCUGCGUCAUCGGCGUGUGUUGACCCAGUGGUACCUGUCCACCCGGUGCAUAGCAGGCCUGUAACACUUAGGGUACUUCUGCGAGCCGUGGAAUGGCGUGAGGUUCCUUGCUACAACUUUCUUCAUCGCAGGAAGUGCCAGAGGAAUCAUCUGAUGAGGCUCUACUAACUGCAUAACUGAUCUGUUGAUAUAGUUCCCAUUCCUCCCAUCUGCCUUUAAAAGAAGCAACUGUAAAUGGAUGGCUUUUCUCACCAUACCUAAGCAGGAAAAGAAAUUUAAGUACUGAUUAGGGAUUCAACUUCCUACAAGUUUUUUUUUUUAAUUGCAUUUUAGGU